UGCUGUCCCCUGGAUGUCCUCUGCAGUGAAGUUCCUGAAUAAUUAACUCUGCCAGAAGGGUCUUCUUUCAAGCUUCUGUAUUGUUGCCUGUGUAUUGAUGGCAAUUUCGACCUUGCCAUCAGCAAGUUUGAUGAUGGGAAAUCUAGUCUGCAAAGGCGUCCAGUGAGUAUCCCAAUCGUAUUGUUCUCUCCAUAA
Messenger RNA from Haemonchus placei, 195 nucleotides. The record is from the annotation of a GenBank genome assembly. Lineage: Eukaryota; Metazoa; Nematoda; Chromadorea; Rhabditida; Trichostrongylidae.